Erpetoichthys calabaricus (reedfish) is the source of this 1164-nucleotide messenger RNA. It is a transcript of the gene hsd17b10, whose product is annotated as hydroxysteroid (17-beta) dehydrogenase 10. The transcript has 6 exons. Gene Ontology annotation, cellular component: mitochondrion. The record is from RefSeq and is a predicted model, not a curated record. The coding region runs from base 30 to 872 and encodes 280 amino acids. Gene Ontology annotation, molecular function: estradiol 17-beta-dehydrogenase [NAD(P)+] activity. NCBI's taxonomy places the organism in Eukaryota, Metazoa, Chordata, Cladistia, Polypteriformes, Polypteridae. Gene Ontology annotation, biological process: estrogen metabolic process; androgen metabolic process; fatty acid metabolic process.
UAAAUGAGACGCGUGACGUCAGGACACCGAUGAUUGGCCGGCGAGGGGUUGUCUUCCCGCCUCUUCCGCGGCGUCCUGGAGACGGCAAGAUGGCGGCCAUCCGUAGCUUGAAGGGUUUAGUUGGUGUAAUCAGUGGUGGAGCCUCUGGCCUCGGUCGGGCCACAGUAGAACGACUGAUCGGUCAAGGAGCCAGUGCUGUCAUUCUGGACCUGCCCAGCUCAGAGGGAGCCAGUGUAGCAAAGACUCUCGGUGACAGAUGUGCUUUUGCUCCUGCUGAUGUGACCUCAGAAACAGAUGUCCGUAAUGCCGUCAGCAUGGCAAAAGAACAGUUUGGCCGGCUGGACAUAGCAGUGAACUGUGCAGGGAUUGCUGUGGCUGUAAAGACCUAUAACUUCAAGAAGGACUUGCCACACAGCUUGGAGGAUUUUCAGAGGGUCAUCAAUGUGAAUAUCGCAGGAACUUUCAAUGUAAUUCGUCUUGCUGUGGGAGAAAUGGGAAAAAAUGAGCCAGACUCGGAUGGGCACAGAGGAGUCAUUAUCAACACAGCAAGUGUGGCAGCUUUUGAUGGCCAGGUUGGACAGGCUGCAUAUUCUGCAUCAAAAGGAGGCAUUGUGGGAAUGACACUGCCUAUAGCUCGUGACCUGGCACCAAUGGGAAUCAGAGUUGUGACUAUUGCACCAGGCUUGUUUGCAACACCUCUGCUAGCUGGAUUACCUGAAAAGGUGCAAACGUUCCUGGCACGUCAAGUUCCUUUCCCGAGCCGACUUGGAAACCCCGCAGAAUAUGCUCAUUUGGUACAGGCAAUUGUAGAAAAUCCAAUGCUCAAUGGUGAGAUUAUUCGACUGGACGGGGCAAUACGUAUGCAGCCAUAAAACAGACCAUUUGGAGAAGAGGAGGGUGGCACUAAAGCUGUACUUUCCGAUAACUGCUUUCCCUCUUCAAUUAUUGGUCAGCACAAUUGCCUGUCCACCGAGGGCAUCUUAAAACAUAAAGCCAGAUUAUAGACUACUUAAUAAAUCAACUGCUGAUUUUUACUGCCUGACAGCAGACAUGAAUUUCUUAAAACUGCCUCUGACACACCAGAGUAUGGACCCUGCAGAGCUGUGACUCGUGACCAUGAGAUGAUCAAAAGUGGAAUAAAACUUGAGAUGAAUUAAUUUGUUA